Molecule: messenger RNA, 1654 nt
Organism: Aspergillus ibericus CBS 121593
Lineage: Eukaryota; Fungi; Ascomycota; Eurotiomycetes; Eurotiales; Aspergillaceae
Product: NAD(P)-binding protein
Exons: 3
Coding region: 433-1434 (333 amino acids)
Biological process (GO): secondary metabolic process
Source: RefSeq, a predicted model, not a curated record
GAAAUCAAUACCUCAGCUGAUGCCUAUCAUGCCUUGACCGGCAGCACCUCAAAGUAACAAAGUGAUGACGGCACAGGACGGAUAAGGCUCCGGUGGAGACAAUGGCAUCACUAAGGCUGGCUGUGCUUUUAGCUCUUGACUUAGUAGACAACGCGCUGCCAGUGCCAUUGGGGCUGGUCGUUGCCGGAGAACGCAGUCUCGAGACACCGGUUGUUGCUUGGAGGGGUGUCUGAUCGGCCAUAGCGAGGCCUUUUCAUAGUCAAAAGCAAUAUUCCUCCUCUAUAUAUCACAUUGUUGGUUUCAACUGCAGUGAUCUACAGCCUCAUCGGGAGGAUCGAUCCUUCGGAAGACCCGCAAUAUUAUGUUCUUUUAAACUUCGGUGUCCUUCCCCUACAGCUUUUGUUCCCUCCUGUUCCCGUUUUCUACCUCAAGAUGGUUUCUCUCAAAGCAGUCCAAGCAUCUAACGCUGGCCUACGGGCACUUCCCAACAUCACCGCCCUUUUUGUGGGAGGAACCAGUGGCAUAGGCCAGAGUACAUUGCGCCAGUUGGCCCGUUACGCGGACAGCCCGACAGCCUAUAUUGUCGGUCGCGACCAGGCGCGCGCCUCGCCAUUUCUGUCGGAAUUGCACGAAUUGAGUCCCAAAGGCCGCUUCCAUUUCAUUGAGGCGGAUGUCUCCUUGGCACGCAAUGUCGAUAUUGCGUGCCGGCAGAUUCUUGACAAGGAGAAGCAUCUGAACUUUCUCUUCAUGACCCCCGGGGGCAUCUCUCUAGGAGGUCGAAAUGAAACCAUCGAAGGCAUCGACUACCUAUUCGCCCUCCGCUAUUACUCUCGUAUGCGAUUUGUACAGAACCUUCUUCCACUACUCGAGGCAUCGUCGGGCCCCAGUCGCGUCGUCAGCAUCUACGGCGGUGGCUUCGAGUUCUCGAUUAAUACUUCCGAUCUCGAUCUCAAGCAUAACUUCUCUCUACUCAACGCCUACAAGCACUCCAUCACUAUGACCUCUGUGAGCAUGGAAUACCUCUCUAAGACUCACCCGAAGGUCAGCUUCGUCCAUGCCUAUCCAGGCCUCGUUGGAACCAAUAUCUACAAUAACAGCUUCCCGUGGCCGAUUUCUUCCUUUUAUAACUACGCCAUGUGGCCCUUUUUCUCCUUGAAUCUCCAGGAAUGCGGCGAACGGCAUCUGUUCCAUCUCAGCUCUGCCCGGUACCCGGCAAAGGAGGGAAUUGCGACCCAAGGCGUGCCUGUGAACGCUGAGAUGGGUGGUGUGGCUACCGGGACCACAGGGGAGGUGGGUAGCGGGGCAUAUCUGCUGAACUGGAAGGGGGAUGUGAGCUCGAGCAAUAAGAUCCUGGCGCAGUAUAGGGAACAAGGAGUCCCAGAGUCUGUGUGGAAGCAUACCGAAGAGCUUUUGGACGAGGCCGUCCGAAGAUAAGGCAAUCGAUUAUGGUUUGGUUAGGGGACGGGCGGCGAAUGUGGAUAGUGUACGCUAUGUACCGGAGGUUGUUUGCCAUUGCCAUGAGGUGUAGCGUGCUCACUCUGGACUACAAACUCAACUCCUAUGUGUUCUCAAAAACCAAAAUAAAACACGCCUUUUUCCAGUCGCUUAGUAGCAAUAACCAUUUCUGCAACCACUGCCGAGAGGCUUUAGCGAU